Trichoderma harzianum CBS 226.95 is the source of this 476-nucleotide messenger RNA. RefSeq lists its product as hypothetical. Lineage: Eukaryota; Fungi; Ascomycota; Sordariomycetes; Hypocreales; Hypocreaceae. The transcript has a single exon. Bases 291 to 461 code for a protein of 56 amino acids. The record is from RefSeq and is a predicted model, not a curated record.
CUUAUCUGCGACCGUUAGUGCCCAGAUAUCAGGAGCAAAGUCAUGCAAAACUCUGCAUCGCUCACACCGAACCCUGAUUCUGGGCUACCAACGAGUCAGCGUGAGACGGCCGUUGGGACCAUUGCUCGCACCUUGAUAUCCCGAAUUGCUGCCUAACAGAUAGCUCUCAGCUCAGAUGAGCCCAAAAAGCAAGGAACAGGAAAACGGCCCUUCGCAGAUCCCGGCCCAAGCUCCCUCAGGGGCCCUGGACGGACCGAGGCCCCAAAGCUUAGCACGAAGCACAUCACGGAAUGAACCCACAAGGACCCACGUUGGCCGCUGGGAGUAGAUCAGGAAUCUCGUCUCGCUUGGACAAUCACGCUGCUAAGCCAGCAAGCUUGCGCGUGCACUUUAUCUGGAUAUUAAUAGUAACCGCCAUAAAGUUUAUCGGAGCCCAGUUUAUUCGUCCUAGAGCCACCUAGUUUAGCUGUUGGAGA